This is a messenger RNA of Jatropha curcas, 1449 nucleotides long. RefSeq lists its product as uncharacterized. Lineage: Eukaryota; Viridiplantae; Streptophyta; Magnoliopsida; Malpighiales; Euphorbiaceae. The record is from RefSeq and is a predicted model, not a curated record.
AAUGCGAGUUCAAAGAUGGCUAUAAGGACCCUUUUCGUGUUCAAGUUUGUCAUCAAUAAUCUCAGUUCCAUGAAAGCACUUAACACAAUGGUAUCUUGCAAAGAGUUAUCUGUUGCUUUAUUAUCUUUGCUUUGUGUUCAUCUUUUUUUAGUCAGUGUGCGUGCUAGAGAUGUGGAGACUAUAAAUAAGGAUAUUAAUGAAGAUGAGAAGACCUUCUCAGGCAUUGGAAAGGGUGGUGGAUUUGGUGGAGGAGGAGGUGGUGGCUUUGGUGGCGGAGCUGGUGGAGGUGGUGGCUUUGGUGGUGGCAGUGGUGGAGGGAUAGGAGGAGGUGCUGGUGGUGGAGCAGGAGGAGGCGGAGGAGUUGGUGGUGGGAUUGGUAAAGGUGGAGGUAUUGGAGGUGGUAUAGGCAAGGGUGGUGGCUUAGGUGGUGGAAUUGGAAAAGGAGGCGGAAUUGGCGGUGGGAUAGGCAAGGGUGGGGGAGUUGGUGGUGGCAUAGGCAAAGGUGGAGGAAUUGGAAAGGGGGGUGGGAUUGGCGGUGGAAUUGGAAAGGGUGGUGGUAUAGGCAAAGGUGGUGGCAUUGGUGGUGGAAUUGGAAAAGGUGGUGGUGUUGGUGGUGGGAUUGGAAAAGGUGGUGGCAUUGGUGGUGGGAUUGGGAAAGGCGGAGGAGUAGGUGGUGGAAUUGGUAAGGGUGGUGGUGUUGGUGGAGGUAUUGGAAAAGGUGGUGGAUUAGGAGGUGGUAGUGGAGGAGGAGUUGGUGGCGGUGGUGGAGCUGGUGGAGGCAUUGGAAAAGGUGGUGGAUUAGGAGGUGGUAGUGGAGGAGGAAUUGGUGGUGGUGGUGGAGCUGGUGGUGGAACCGGUGGAGGCAUUGGAAAAGGUGGUGGUGGUGGUGGUGGUGGAGCUGUGGUGGAACCGUGGGGUGGAGGCAUUGGAAAAGGUGGUGGAUUUGGAGGUGGUAGUGGAGGAGGAGUUGGUGGUGGAGCCGGUGGAGGCAUUGGGAAAGGUGGUGGAUUAGGAGGAGGAAUUGGUGGCGGUGGUGGGGCUGGUGGAGGCAUUGGAAAAGGUGGCGGAUUAGGAGGUGGUAGUGGAGGAGGAAUUGGUGGCGGUGGUGGAACCGGUGGAGGCAUUGGAAAAGGUGGUGGGUUUGGAGGUGGUUUUGGUGGUGGAUUUGGCAAAGGUGGGGGAGUUGGAGGAGGUGUAGGAGGCGGCUCUGGGGGUGGGAUUGGAGGAGGAGGAGGAGGAGGAGGAGGAGGUUUUGGAGGUGGUGGAAUUGGACAUCACGAAUGAGUAAAUUUCAACGUUGCAUGCAUGCAAUAGCAGACUUACAGUAUUUAUAGACCACGAGAACAUUAGUAUCAUAUAGUAUGCAGCUCUUUGUACUUGUACGUGAAUUAUCCUCUCAGUAAUAAUCUUUUAUUAGCUACUUGAAUCCCUAAUUACAGUUUUCUUUUA